This is a messenger RNA of Elaeis guineensis (African oil palm), 1161 nucleotides long. NCBI's taxonomy places the organism in Eukaryota, Viridiplantae, Streptophyta, Magnoliopsida, Arecales, Arecaceae. The record is from RefSeq and is a predicted model, not a curated record.
UUAGAUAACCAACCACCAUUUAUUACCUCAGAAUUUUAAACAGUCUCUCACUGCCAUUGCCUUACGCCUUGGCUUCUCUCCAGCCCUCACCAACUCAACUAUUUAGUCAUUACUACACUCCACUCCGCAUUACCCUGCCUGGUUGGAGAUGUCACCAAACUCCUUGCCUUGGCUUCUGUUAGUCCCGCUCUUUCUUCAUCUCGCUGAGAUCACUGCCAAAGUUCCGGCAAUCAUCAUCUUCGGGGACUCAUCGGUCGACACCGGUAACAACAACUACAUACCGACCAUCGCAAGGAGCAACUUCAAGCCUUACGGCCGUGACUUCAUCGGCGGUCAGCCCACCGGUCGAUUCUGCAAUGGGCGGCUUGCGACCGACUUCAUCUCAGAAGCCUUCGGGCUCCCGCCGACCGUACCGGCCUACCUCGACCCAACAUAUGGCAUCAAGGACUUCGCCGCCGGUGUCUGCUUCGCCUCCGCCGGUAGUGGCUACGACAACGCCACAUCUGAUGUGCUAUCCGUCAUACCUCUAUGGAAGGAAUUGGAGUACUUCAAAGAAUUCUGUGGGAAGUUGAAGGCUUACCAAGGGGAAGCCAAGGCCCAACAGACACUGAGAGAGUCUCUAUAUAUUAUAAGCUUGGGGACCAAUGAUUUCCUGGAGAACUACUACACGGUACCCGGUGGCCGAGGGUCGCAGUAUACCGUGGAGGAGUACCAGGACUUCCUAAUUGGCAUUGCCGAAGGUUUCCUCAGAGAAAUAUACCAGUCUGGUGCUCGCAAAGUAGACGUCACCGGCAUUCUUCCGAUGGGGUGUUUACCGCUGGAACGAGUCACCAGUCCGACGAUGGGGGCUUGCAACGAAUUAUACAACAAGGUGGCCUGGAAUUUUAACAGCAAGCUGCAGUGCUUGAUCAAAAAGCUCAACGGAGAACUGCAUGGUGUCACGAUCGUAUACAGUGAUGUCUACCAACUUUUUUUGGAUGUCCUCCAGAAGCCAUUGACAUAUGGUGAGUUCCAGCAAAAUCUGCCCUAUACUUUUCCGGUAACGCAUAAUAUUUAAUGAUAGAUCAUCACAUAAAUGCCAACAUUGGAGGCGUUGGCAUCAGACAUUGGACUGUGGUCCAUCUCCAACAUGAAUACUGUCACGUAUUAUAGAUGGCAAUA